Messenger RNA from Chara braunii, 1650 nucleotides. NCBI's taxonomy places the organism in Eukaryota, Viridiplantae, Streptophyta, Charophyceae, Charales, Characeae. The record is from the annotation of a GenBank genome assembly.
GACGCACCCGAGGACGACUUCGAGGACGACCCAUGGACGACCGUCGUCCCUUACAUGAACCGGCAUCUCGACGAAUGGAACGAAAAUGACUGGAAGGCAAUGGAGCGUUCCUGCCCAUGGGCAAGCCAUUACAAGUUUGCCAACAUGUUGAAGUUCGGGAGCCUCAUUGCACUGCCUGCUGGUGUCCUCCAUCGAAAGACCCUGAACGAUAAGUGUAAACCGGUCCGCUUCCGUACGAGCUUCAGACGUCGCCUCCACUGCGAGUAUAUCACAUCUUCGCCACAAACUUGGGGAACUUCGCAGAAGCAAGAGUUGGUGGACUGCGGUCGUCAUUGCUCAUUCUUGGAACACUACCCACCCCGUUGCCCAGUGACUUCUCCACGAGCUCUGUCGUACUGUUGUGUGUGCUUGACGGAUGACGGAUGUCCUUUCGCCAGAGUGCUUUGUGUGGCUUCUUCAAGCAAAAUCGGGAAACUUGUGGAUGCAGUUGUGCUUGUGUCACGCAAUGAGAUGGUGCUUCAGGGAUCCAGGUUCAAGGCGGUCAUGUCUCGCCCAGAUGUAGAUGGGCGAUCAGACUUGUGCGCAGACUUUCCUCUUCUGACGUACUUCGAAAACAUGGAUGAGAUUUUGGGCUACAUUGAAAUAAAAGUACCUGAACGACUGACGAUCAUCACAAAGGGAGGAACGAUUCCUUUUCAAUAUGAGAGAAUCUUCAGGAUCGUAGCGGGAGGACGGACAAUGUUUGUCAUCAUGGUGAGGUUUACUGAUCUCAACAUUUUGGACAUGCGAAUAUAUGAGCGUCGGGGGAAAAAUUGGAUGCGAGGAGAUUUUACAAGAGCUUAUGUAAAAGCUUCAGAAGUUCUUUUCGCCUUGAGACGUGCUCUGCUCGGAGCAGGGGGUGACAUUCAGGGUUUCUCGUUUUCCAUUACGGAGUUUGAAGGAUACUGUUACGACAACCAAACACAAGAGCGUCAAGGGGGAAACAGGAUGCUAGGGGAUUUUACAGCACCUUAUCUGCAAGCUGCAGAUGUUCUUGUGACCUUGAGACGUGCUGUUGUCAUGGCUGGGGGAGACGUUCUAGGUUUCUCGAUUUCCAUUACGGGUUUCGAAGGUGCUGACGUGGCACCCAGACUUACUGUAUGUAGCAUUGCACCCGUUGAGCCUGAGAGCCAGGUCACGUUCUCCACGUCUUGUCUGGGAGGAGUGGCCAAGGAAUGGGUGCUGGCCGUCGUGGCCGAAGCCAAUGCUGUUGGGUUUGAGGAUAUCGAUGAUUGGGUUAAGACCCUUGACCUCAAGCAGUUUCUCCAAAGGAUCAAGGAGAGAUUUCUUGAUAAGACGACGACCGAUAAGGCCUUCGACGAACUCACCACCAAUGGCCAGAAACGUUGGACUUCGGUUGAUGCUUUGUCGCGUGAGGUUGAUCGUCUUUUGCAGGUACCUGGACUGAACCUUCCGGAUAACCGGGUUCUCGAUAUCUACUCACGUGCACUGCCCGAGCCCAUCCGUGGACUGCUUGUGGCCGAAGAACCAUCGUAUCUGACAGAGAUGUUCGGUUCACCAGUCUACAAUGGCAGAAGUUGAUGGAAGUCUAUUGGACCAGGUUAACCAUGUCGUCAGGCCGACAUCCUGAAACAAAUGGCCAAACUGAGC